ACCAACAGAUAGUUAACUGAUUUAGUUCGGGCUGUGGACUUGGUGAUGCAGAAAAUGCUGUUAUCAUCACUUUAAAUAAAUAUUAUCUUGAACAUUCAGAAGUGUGCUGGAUUGAUUUGAAAGGCAGUCAUAGUGUCCUCAGAACUUUAAAUACUAACAGGUCAUUUCUCCUGCUGCUGGUUUGACUCUCUUAAACAAUGUGGCUUUAUAAUUUGUUGUCGGGUUUUGACCUCAAGGGACUAUUCCUGUUUAUUUUUAUUUUUAUCCUCAUUGCCGAUUUCCUGAAAAACAGAAAUCCUCCAAAUUAUCCUCCAGGACCAUUGGGUCUUCCACUUGUGGGGAAUUUCUUCAGUGUGGACAGUAAACAUCCCUACAUUUAUUUUACCAAGCUGGCUGACGUUUAUGGGAAUGUGCUCAGUGUCCGUCUCGGCGGUGACAAGAUGGUGUUUGUGUCUGGGUACAAGAUGGUGAAGGAAGCCAUAGUGACACAAGCUGACAACUUUGUGGAUCGACCACAUAGUGCAGUUAGCAACAGGUUUUACUCAGGAGACUCAGGUGGGAUUUUCAUGAGCAAUGGUGAAACAUGGAGGAGACAGCGACGCUUUGCCUUGUCUACCUUACGUAGCUUCGGCCUGGGUAAAAACACCUUGGAGCAGAGUAUCUGUGAGGAGAUCCGUCACCUGCAGGAGGAGAUAGAGAAGGAGAAAGGUGAACCUUUCAACCCAGCAGGCCUCUUCAACAAUGCUGUGUCCAACAUCAUCUGCCAGCUGGUGAUGGGGAAACGUUUUGACUACAGCGACCACAACUUCCAAAUCAUUCUGAAAUAUCUGUCUGAAAUUAUUUUCCUCGAGGGCUCCGUAUGGGGUCUGCUGUAUGAGUCCUUCCCUGGAGUGAUGAAACACUUGCCAGGUCCCCACAACAAAAUGUUCAGUCGAUUCAACACCGUCCUUGACUUCAUCAGUCAGGAGGUAAAGAGCCACAAGAAGGACCUGGACCACAGCGAUCCCCGGGACUACAUUGACGCUUUUAUCAUAGAAAUGGAAAAACACAAAGAGUCUGAACUGGGCUUCACUGAGAGCAAUCUGGCUCUGUGCUCUCUGGAUCUGUUCCUGGCUGGAACAGAGACAACCUCCACCACUUUGCUGUGGGCUUUAGUUUUCCUCAUCAAAAACCCUGAAAUCCAGAACGAAGUCCAGGCAGAGAUAGACAGAGUGAUCGGACACAACCGACAGCCCAGCAUGGCAGACAGACCCAACCUGCCCUACAGUAAUGCCGUCAUCCACGAGAUCCAGAGGAUGGGAAACAUUAUUCCUCUAAAUGGACUCAGAAUGGCCACCAAGGAUACAACACUGGGAGAUUACAUUGUACCAAAGGGUACGUCCUUCAUGCCCAACCUGACCUCUGUGCUGUUCGACAAAACUGAAUGGGAGACUCCAGACACCUUUAACCCUGGACACUUCCUAGAUGCUGAGGGGAAGUUUGUGAAGAGAGAAGCUUUCCUUCCUUUCUCUGCAGGGAAACGCGUGUGUCUCGGUGAAGGCCUCGCCAAGAUGGAGCUGUUCCUGUUUUUGAUCGGUUUACUACAGAAGUUCUCUUUCUCCGUUCCUGAUGGAGUAGAGUUGAGUACAGAAGGAGUUACUGGAAUUACACGAGUACCACACCCCUUCAAGGUUUACGCCAAGGCUCGCUGAAUCAUACAAUAUCUCACUGAAUCAUUUCCAUCUAACCAAUGUGUAACAAUUAAGAGUUAGUAAAAUGCUUCAUGACAAAUAUCUGUAGUUUUUAUUCUCAAACUUUCACUGUUGAUUGAUGACUGCCUCAUGCACUGAUGACUUGUUUAUUCCCUCUGCCUGUACAUUUAAUCAUGGGUAAUAAAGUUAUUUUUAACUAAAAUAUUCUUGUAUUAAUGCCACUGUUUAUAAGACAUUUCACCUUUGUACCUUGUUAUUAAUGACAAAAUGUAUAGAGAUUUAAUAAACACAAUAAUCCAGCCUG
Cottoperca gobio is the source of this 1995-nucleotide messenger RNA. RefSeq names its product cytochrome P450 2J2-like. NCBI's taxonomy places the organism in Eukaryota, Metazoa, Chordata, Actinopteri, Perciformes, Bovichtidae. The coding region runs from base 198 to 1691 and encodes 497 amino acids. The transcript has 9 exons. The record is from RefSeq and is a predicted model, not a curated record. Gene Ontology annotation, molecular function: oxidoreductase activity, acting on paired donors, with incorporation or reduction of molecular oxygen, reduced flavin or flavoprotein as one donor, and incorporation of one atom of oxygen; iron ion binding; heme binding. Gene Ontology annotation, cellular component: cytoplasm; intracellular membrane-bounded organelle. Gene Ontology annotation, biological process: xenobiotic metabolic process.